AUGUAUAAUUCUGGUACAACCUGUGCUAUGAUAUUGGUGUAUGUUGGUGAUAUCAUAAUCACAGGUAACAAUGCUAUUUUUGUUAAUCAGCUUAUUGGUAAUUUGAACCAACAAUAUUCUCUUAAGGAUCUUAGUGAUUUACACUUCUUUCUUGGAAUUGAAAUUCAUAGAUGUGAAGGUGUUAUGCAUCUAACUCAGAGUAAAUAUAUUAGAGAUCUAUUGCAGAAAACCAAAAUGGAUGGUGCUAAAGAAGUUUCUUCUCCCAUGUUAACUGGUAGACAGCUAUUCCUAUAUGAUGGUGACUUGUUUGACAAUCCUGAGCUAUACAGAAGCACCAUUGGAGCACUUCAGUAUCUCACAAUAACUAGACCAGAAAUCUCCUGUUCAGUCAACAAAUUAAGUCAGUUUCUUCAUGCUCCUACCACAGAUCAUUGGGAGACUUGCAAGAGAUUACUGAGAUAUCUAAAAGGUACAAUUCAAUAUGGUCUUCAACUACAAGCCUCAAACCAGUUAGUUCUCCAUGCUUUUGCAGAUUCAGACUGGGCUAGUAAUCCCAAUGAUAGAAAAUAUACAAGUGGUUAUUGUAUUUUUCUGGGGGCAAGCUUAAUUUCUUGGAGCUCUAAAAAGCAACAUGUGGUUGCAAGGUCCAGUACAGAAGCUGAGUACAGGGCUUUAGCACAUGUCACAGCUGAGUUGUGUUGGUUGAGGAAUCUUAGUCAAGAACUGCAGUUUUUGUUUGACAAACCAAUAAUAUGGAGUGAUAAUAUUGGUGUAGCACUAUUAGCUUCUAAUCCUGUACAUCAUGCCCGAGUCAAGCAUAUUGAGAUUGAUUUGCACUUUGUUAGAGACAAGGUUUUAGAUAAAGAGCUUGAGAUUUGUUAUGUGCCUUCAAAGGAGCAAAUUGCUAAUAUUUUUACUGAAUCAUUGGUGGAUGAAAGGAAGUAUUGUGGAGUACUAUUGUGGAGUACUGUCAAGUUCAAUUCUGGAAGCAUUGUGGAAUACUGUCAAGUUCAGACUCAUACGGUGGGAUCUCAAUCCCGUUUGUCUUGGCAAAGAAUUAAGGAUCCUGGUGUAGAUUUGGAAAGUUGCAUUUUAUGCCAUGAUGUAAUGCUAUAA
Molecule: messenger RNA, 1116 nt
Organism: Ziziphus jujuba (common jujube)
Lineage: Eukaryota; Viridiplantae; Streptophyta; Magnoliopsida; Rosales; Rhamnaceae
Exons: 3
Coding region: 1-1116 (371 amino acids)
Source: RefSeq, a predicted model, not a curated record